This is a messenger RNA of Euleptes europaea (tarantolino), 1317 nucleotides long. It is a transcript of the gene LMO4, whose product is annotated as LIM domain only 4. The record is from RefSeq and is a predicted model, not a curated record. The coding region runs from base 68 to 565 and encodes 165 amino acids. The transcript is spliced from 5 exons. NCBI's taxonomy places the organism in Eukaryota, Metazoa, Chordata, Lepidosauria, Squamata, Sphaerodactylidae.
GGUCGCUCUCCAGACCCCCGCCGCCACGUUAGCCACGGCCUCUUGCACCAUCGAGGGGAAACAGACCAUGGUGAACCCAGGCAGCAGCUCACAGCCUCCCCCGGUCACCAGCGGCUCCCUCUCGUGGAAGAGAUGCGCAGGCUGCGGGGGGAAGAUUGCCGAUCGCUUCUUGCUCUAUGCCAUGGAUGGCUAUUGGCAUAGUCGGUGCCUGAAAUGUUCCUGCUGCCAGGCCCAGCUGGGAGAAAUUGGUACGUCUUGCUACACGAAGAGCGGCAUGAUCCUGUGCAGAAACGACUACAUCAGGUUAUUUGGAAAUAGUGGCGCUUGCAGUGCCUGUGGGCAGUCAAUUCCUGCUAGUGAGCUGGUUAUGCGGGCGCAAGGGAAUGUCUAUCAUCUUAAGUGUUUUACGUGCUCCACCUGCCGGAACCGCCUGGUCCCUGGAGACAGGUUUCACUACAUCAAUGGCAGUUUAUUCUGUGAACAUGAUAGACCUACAGCUCUCAUCAAUGGCCAUUUGAAUUCACUUCAGAGCAAUCCACUACUGCCAGACCAGAAGGUCUGCUAAGAGGUCAGAGUACUGCAGAAUGCGUGCCUUCAUCUCAAACUUUGUUCAUCACAGAUGGAUCCCAUGUCUCCAGUAGACAAGUCACCUUUGUAGCUAGCAUCAAUGCCAGCUUCAUGCCAUUGCACCUUCUUUACUCUUGGUUGCCCUUCCCACAUUUAUUGGUGUAUUAAAAUGACUGAAAGCGAACAUUAAGGACUCCAUGAAUCUGGGCUAAUGGGAGACUGUAGAGAAAAUGGAGAGAGAAAAAGACUCCACCAGAGGAGGACGGCAACUUUGGGUGGGGAGGGGGUGGGGAAAAUGACUAAUGAAGCUAAUUAAAAUAAGCCUUCAAGUCUGCUUUCUACCCUCAUUAACAAUUAGCAGGGCACUGGCCGGAAUUUGUACCCUGUGUUUUACCUUAACAACAUUCUCUUUGCUCUUUGUAUAAUUUAAGUGUUGUAAGGAAAUGUGUUUCAAAACAAAACAUGAGCUUAAAAGGAAGGAUGGGGCUCUUGUGAUAUUCUAUCACAAAUGACUUUUAUUGUAUCUCUGUAAAAUACAAUGUAUGUAUGCAUGUAAGUGUUUUUGUCUAAUGUUGCUACUUCCCAUGGCAAAAAAGAAAAAGGAAAAAAAAAGCUCAUAGCAGCUAUUGUGUAGAAAUUUUCACCUAUUCUUAAUUUGCUGAAUGAAGAAAAAAAUCUUUUAUUUGUGAUACUUUCAGAGACAUUUGCUCUAGUAUGGUGUAUUUAAAUAAUAAAAACUUAAAAUGAAAA